Danaus plexippus (monarch butterfly) is the source of this 3331-nucleotide messenger RNA. RefSeq names its product solute carrier organic anion transporter family member 4A1 (gene Oatp26F). Gene Ontology annotation, biological process: transmembrane transport; sodium-independent organic anion transport. Gene Ontology annotation, cellular component: membrane. Gene Ontology annotation, molecular function: protein binding. The record is from RefSeq and is a predicted model, not a curated record. The coding region runs from base 175 to 2301 and encodes 708 amino acids. The transcript has 14 exons. NCBI's taxonomy places the organism in Eukaryota, Metazoa, Arthropoda, Insecta, Lepidoptera, Nymphalidae.
GUCGUGACAGGUGUAGUGGCGCACGCAUCGCGUCUAAAUAAUAACGAAUUGCCGCUCAAACAAUAAAAGGCUUUUACUUUUAAAUUAUAUAACUUGUGUUACAGUGCCAGUGUCUGUGAUAUUCUUGUGGAAAGGAUGAAGUGAUCUGAUUGAAAUUGGUAACGUCUCACUCUGAUGUGUCUCCAGUGCACGAUGACUGUGAGCGACUCCGGGGGCUGCGUCAACAAGGCCUUCGAUGCUGUAGACGAUGGCUUCCACACCAUCGAUCUGCGGACCAGGAGGGAGGACGGCCCACAGGCGGACAGAGCUGAUCGCGAGUCUCGUUGCGGCUGGGGUGCACUGCGGCCGGCUUGGUUGCAGCGCUUUAGAACUGCUAAAUGGGCGUUAUUCUGGCUCUGCUGGGCAGGCGCUAUACAGGGCAUGGUAGUGAAUGGGUUCGUGAAUGUGGUGAUCACCACCAUCGAGAAGAGGUUCGGCCUCCGCUCCAUGCAGACAGGAGUCAUCGCUGGAGGGUAUGAUAUGGCAUCGUUUCUCUGCCUGGCUCCGGUGACGUAUCUGGGCGGACGGACCGCCGCGUCAAAGCCUCGCUGGCUCGGCUGGGGCGUGCUGUUGAUGGGUGUGGGCUCCCUGCUGUUCGCGAUGCCGCACUUCCUCGUGCCGCAGUACAAAGUUGCCGGCGAAGAGGAAGACGAUCUCUGCAGAGUAAAUAGGACACUUUCGAGCGCUCCCUGCUCUAUCUCCGGCGAGGGCUCGUGGGCCGUGGCAGUGUUCGUGGCUGCCCAGCUUCUGCACGGAGCUGGGGCCACGCCUCUCUUCACUCUCGGAGUCACCUACAUAGACGAGAACGUCUCUAAGAAGAUGUCUUCCGUUUAUUUGGGUGUUUAUUACACUAUGGCCGUGGUGGGUCCGGCGCUGGGGUACGUCGUGGGAGGACAAAUGCUGCAAUUAUAUACAGACUUUUUGACCGUGGAUUCCGAGACGCUGGGUAUAACUCCCGUGAGCUCUGUGUGGAUCGGUGCGUGGUGGGUGGGGUUCAUCCUCUCGGCUGUUCUCUGCCUGGUGGUCGCGGUGCCACUCCUCGCCUUUCCAUACGAGUUGCCGGGUGCGGAUGAAAUAAAGGCGUCUAAAGUAUCCGAAGCCCACGAGAACGCGACCAAGUCAGCAGCUUUCACAGCUCUCCGCGAGUUGCCGUGCGCUGCUGUAGAGUUGUUUAGGAACCCGACCUUCAUGUUCCUGAACCUGGCCGGCGCCAGCGAGGGUAUGCUGAUCUCUGGGUUCGCGGCCUUCCUGCCGAAGCUCAUAGAGAACCAGUUCGGUGUGAGCGCGUCGCAGGCGGCUCUAUUGCUAGGUGUCAUCACGGUGCCGGCGGGAGGGGGCGGCACGUUCCUGGGCGGCUGGCUCGUGAAGCGUUGGCGCCUGGCGUGUGCGGGUAUCAUCAAGCUGUGCGUGGCCUCGACCCUGCUGGCGGCCAUUUUCUGCUUCUCCUUCGUCCUCAGCUGUGACGACUCUCCCUUCUCGGGAGUCACCGUCCCUUACGACAGCCCCUCCGUUCCCGGCGGAGACGGUCUGUUGGCUCAGUGCAACGCCGCGUGCGGUUGCUCUGACCUGGCCGGGGUCUGCGGGGCCGACGGGAAGGCCUACGGGUCCCCGUGCCACGCGGGCUGCACCAAGGCCAUCAGGCAGGGCCCCGUCACGCUGUACACGGGCUGCGCCUGCAUACCGCGGACCAUCACCCUGCCGUUGUACCACGACACGGAGAGCAACACGUCGGCCCCGUACGAGGCCAUCAACACCGCGUGCGCGUCCGAGUGUCCCUACCUGUGGCUGUUCGUGUUCCUCUCCUUCUGCGUCAUGUUGUUCACGUUCGUGGCCACGAUGCCGGCACUCUCCGCCACGCUGAGGUGUGUCAGGGAGGAGCAGCGGUCGUUCGCGUUGGGCGUCCAGUGGAUCCUGGUCCGUCUGCUGGGUACGAUCCCCGCACCGCUGCUGUUCGGGUUCCUCAUCGACCUGGCCUGCCGCCUCUGGUCCGCGGGCGCCUGCCGCCUCUACGACAACCUCUACAUGAGCAGAUACAUGUUGGCCCUAGCGUUGGUGGGUAAGCUUUGCUCGCUUCUGUUCUUCUUCUUCGCGUGGUGGUUCUAUAGACCACCCGCGGCCAAAAACAACAACGCGGUGUCUCCGGCCGCGGACCUCGUGCUCCACGACAAGAGCAACGGAACCCUCAGCACCAUCGCCAACGGGACCCUGGACAGAAACAACGGAUAUUGCAACGCGGCCCUGGAGUGUAGCGACCAUAUCUGAGAAUUCAUUACCAACGCCCUCUUCAUAUCAUACAGCCAAACCAAAACGUGUCGAUGUCUCAACAAUUGGACUAUAUCUUAAUUCCUUCGGGCUCCAAAGCACCGACUCGAUGUCUGAAUCAAUCAUAAACCGUGAUUAACAAUGUAUUUUUUCGUGUUGGCAACAUUCCAUUAAGCGUAAUGUUUGCGUGUAUACGUUUAAGUAUGCGGAUGUCGUUAGACCUUAACGCUAUAAGGAACGGCCCGUACUGGCAACACUGGCUGCGAGUCGCUCCGACCUGAAGCAUUCCGUUGUGUCAACAAUCGUUCAAUGUUCAUAUUUAUAUUAUAUUUUGUUUAAGACUGAUUGUUCGCAUAGUUAUUAAAUAGUUAUAGUGAUUUUAUUUUUAUUCUAAGCCGCGGGUACACUGGACUGUAGUCUAGCGCAAGUUAUGUAUUCAUAGGUUUAUCCCCUUUACUUAGAGCGAGUCGUUCUAUGAAACUAUUUAUCAUUCAAUGUUUUGAAUUAUAAUAAUUAUAAAUAUACAUACUUAUAUUUUAUUUGUAAAAAAAUUACCUUGCAAUUGCGAGCUAUUUAUAUUAGUUUUUAUUUGUACAUCAAAACUUAUAACCUAGACGCGUUUCUAGGAUUUUCUUAUUUAUUGAAUAUUAGAGCACUGAAUAAAUGUAUGUCUUGUAGUUAAUUAGUUAAGGGCAGUAUUGUAAUCUCACAGGUUGUUGACUUAUUACUGUUAAGACAAUUUUCUGUAUCUAAUUCACACUACCUUCAUUUUGAUGUCUCAAAAUUUGUCUUUCUGUUCAGCCGCUGAUGAACAUGUAAAUACUUAUUGUAACUAACAAACAUAACGCUGACUAUUCCAUACAAACGAUACAUAUGCAUUAAGUGUGCUCUCAAAUAAUAUUAGCGGAGAGUCGAGGUUUUUUGAUAAAUGUAAGAUAUCUGUAGAUAAUUAUAGUAUGAUAAUAAUUUUGAAAUUGUACAAUUUUACACUGAAAUGUUUGGUAAAAAUAAAAAAACAGAUGUAUGGUGA